AUGUUAGUGGAUUAUAGUGAUGAUGAACAAGAGAUCAUGGACAACAAACCAAAGUCAAUAUUGGUGAAUCCUGAGGUUGAUUGUUCACAUUUGGUGAAGAAGAAGGAGGAGGAGAAAGCUCUUGAAUUAUCAAAGACAUAUAAUUUCUUGGGAUAGAAAAAGAAUCAUUUAACAGGAAAUGUUGAAUCAGUAUAUUACAAUGAUGCAGUAUUCGAGGAAUAAUUUCAUAAAUUUAAUGUAUAUGGUUUUGCAGUGGAUCCAAAUGGUAUAAUGAUAAAUUUAAAUUAGAAAGAAAUAGAAGAGUGAUAGCAUGUAAUUAAAAAUAAGAGGAAUUAUCUACUUUAAUGAAAGAAGGUUAUGAUGUAGAUGCAGCAGAUCCAUUAUUUAGUAAAAAUGUACUUGCAGGUAUGCAUAAAGAAGAUAAAUUAAAAUAAUAAGAAUUAAAAUAAAAUAGAGUGAAAGCAAAUGAUCCAUCAAAAGGAGAAUUUAUGGGACCUUGGGCAGGAUAAUAAGAUGAAUAAUUUGAAAAUAUAUAAAUGAAUGAAGAAUAAUAAAAAUUAUUAGAUUAAUUAGAAGAAUAAAGAAAAUAAAAGAUAGAUGAAUCAAAAAAAUAAGAAGAAAAUUUUGUACCUUAUAUGGAAUAACAUGUAAGUUAAACAGAAUAAUUUGGUGGAAGAUAAUUUAUAGCACCUCCACCUGAAUUAAAAUAUGUUGAUCAUACAUGUUAUAUACCAAAAAGAUGUAUAUAAACAUUUCAUGGUCAUACUAAAGGUGUAUAAGUAUGUAAAUUCUUUCCUAAAUUUGGUCAUUUAAUGUUGAGCGGUAGUUUAGAUCAUAAAAUUAAAAUGUGGGAUAUUAUUGGUAAUAAAUAAUGUGUUAGAACAUAUUAUGGUCAUUAAGGAGCAUUAAGAGAUCUCAAUUUCUCUAAUGAUGGUAGAACAUUUUUAUCUGCUGGUUAUGAUAAAAAAAUACUUGUAUGGGAUACAGAAUAUGGUAAAGUUACUUAAACUAUCAAUUUAUAACAUUUCCCUUAUUGUGUAAGAUUAAAUCCAGAUCCAGCUAAACAACAUUCUUUUCUUUUAGGAUCAUCAGAUAAAAGAAUUAAAUAAUUUGAUAUUAGAAGUGGAUAAUAAACAUUAGUUUAUGAUGAACAUUUACAAGCUAUUAACACUAUUACAUAUUUUAAUUAAAAUAGAAAAUUUGUUUCUAGUUCUGAUGAUAAAAAAUUAUUCAUUUGGGAAUUUGGAAUCCCUGUUGUUAUAAAACACAUUAGUGAUCCUGAAAUGCAUGCAGUUACAGCUACUGCUGUUAAUCCAUCUGGACUNAGAGAAAGCUCUUGAAUUAUCAAAGACAUAUAAUUUCUUGGGAUAGAAAAAGAAUCAUUUAACAGGAAAUGUUGAAUCAGUAUAUUACAAUGAUGCAGUAUUCGAGGAAUAAUUUCAUAAAUUUAAUGUAUAUGGUUUUGCAGUGGAUCCAAAUGGUAUAAUUAUAAAUUUAAAUUAGAAAGAAAUAGAAGAGUGAUAGCAUGUAAUUAAAAAUAAGAGGAAUUAUCUACUUUAAUGAAAGAAGGUUAUGAUGUAGAUGCAGCAGAUCCAUUAUUUAGUAAAAAUGUACUUGCAGGUAUGCAUAAAGAAGAUAAAUUAAAAUAAUAAGAAUUAAAAUAAAAUAGAGUGAAAGCAAAUGAUCCAUCAAAAGGAGAAUUUAUGGGACCUUGGGCAGGAUAAUAAGAUGAAUAAUUUGAAAAUAUAUAAAUGAAUGAAGAAUAAUAAAAAUUAUUAGAUUAAUUAGAAGAAUAAAGAAAAUAAAAGAUAGAUGAAUCAAAAAAAUAAGAAGAAAAUUUUGUACCUUAUAUGGAAUAACAUGUAAGUUAAACAGAAUAAUUUGGUGGAAGAUAAUUUAUAGCACCUCCACCUGAAUUAAAAUAUGUUGAUCAUACAUGUUAUAUACCAAAAAGAUGUAUAUAAACAUUUCAUGGUCAUACUAAAGGUGUAUAAGUAUGUAAAUUCUUUCCUAAAUUUGGUCAUUUAAUGUUGAGUGGUAGUUUAGAUCAUAAAAUUAAAAUGUGGGAUAUUAUUGGUAAUAAAUAAUGUGUUAGAACAUAUUAUGGUCAUUAAGGAGCAUUAAGAGAUCUAAAUUUCUCUAAUGAUGGUAGAACAUUUUUAUCUGCUGGUUAUGAUAAAAAAAUACUUGUAUGGGAUACAGAAUAUGGUAAAGUUACUUAAACUAUCAAUUUAUAACAUUUCCCUUAUUGUGUAAGAUUAAAUCCAGAUCCAGCUAAACAACAUUCUUUUCUUUUAGGAUCAUCAGAUAAAAGAAUUAAAUAAUUUGAUAUUAGAAGUGGAUAAUAAACAUUAGUUUAUGAUGAACAUUUACAAGCUAUUAACACUAUUACAUAUUUUAAUUAAAAUAGAAAAUUUGUUUCUAGUUCUGAUGAUAAAAAAUUAUUCAUUUGGGAAUUUGGAAUCCCUGUUGUUAUAAAACACAUUAGUGAUCCUGAAAUGCAUGCAGUUACAGCUACUGCUGUUAAUCCAUCUGGACUUAAUUGGGUUGGAUAAUAAAGUAACAAUUUAGUAAUUUAUUAAUAAUAAUAAUUAAGAUNAGAGAAAGCUCUUGAAUUAUCAAAGACAUAUAAUUUCUUGGGAUAGAAAAAGAAUCAUUUAACAGGAAAUGUUGAAUCAGUAUAUUACAAUGAUGCAGUAUUCGAGGAAUAAUUUCAUAAAUUUAAUGUAUAUGGUUUUGCAGUGGAUCCAAAUGGUAUAAUUAUAAAUUUAAAUUAGAAAGAAAUAGAAGAGUGAUAGCAUGUAAUUAAAAAUAAGAGGAAUUAUCUACUUUAAUGAAAGAAGGUUAUGAUGUAGAUGCAGCAGAUCCAUUAUUUAGUAAAAAUGUACUUGCAGGUAUGCAUAAAGAAGAUAAAUUAAAAUAAUAAGAAUUAAAAUAAAAUAGAGUGAAAGCAAAUGAUCCAUCAAAAGGAGAAUUUAUGGGACCUUGGGCAGGAUAAUAAGAUGAAUAAUUUGAAAAUAUAUAAAUGAAUGAAGAAUAAUAAAAAUUAUUAGAUUAAUUAGAAGAAUAAAGAAAAUAAAAGAUAGAUGAAUCAAAAAAAUAAGAAGAAAAUUUUGUACCUUAUAUGGAAUAACAUGUAAGUUAAACAGAAUAAUUUGGUGGAAGAUAAUUUAUAGCACCUCCACCUGAAUUAAAAUAUGUUGAUCAUACAUGUUAUAUACCAAAAAGAUGUAUAUAAACAUUUCAUGGUCAUACUAAAGGUGUAUAAGUAUGUAAAUUCUUUCCUAAAUUUGGUCAUUUAAUGUUGAGUGGUAGUUUAGAUCAUAAAAUUAAAAUGUGGGAUAUUAUUGGUAAUAAAUAAUGUGUUAGAACAUAUUAUGGUCAUUAAGGAGCAUUAAGAGAUCUAAAUUUCUCUAAUGAUGGUAGAACAUUUUUAUCUGCUGGUUAUGAUAAAAAAAUACUUGUAUGGGAUACAGAAUAUGGUAAAGUUACUUAAACUAUCAAUUUAUAACAUUUCCCUUAUUGUGUAAGAUUAAAUCCAGAUCCAGCUAAACAACAUUCUUUUCUUUUAGGAUCAUCAGAUAAAAGAAUUAAAUAAUUUGAUAUUAGAAGUGGAUAAUAAACAUUAGUUUAUGAUGAACAUUUACAAGCUAUUAACACUAUUACAUAUUUUAAUUAAAAUAGAAAAUUUGUUUCUAGUUCUGAUGAUAAAAAAUUAUUCAUUUGGGAAUUUGGAAUCCCUGUUGUUAUAAAACACAUUAGUGAUCCUGAAAUGCAUGCAGUUACAGCUACUGCUGUUAAUCCAUCUGGACUUAAUUGGGUUGGAUAAUAAAGUAACAAUUUAGUAAUUUAUUAAUAAUAAUAAUAAUUUAGAUUAUAGUUUAUGAUACUAAAGCUGGAAAUUUCAGAAUGAAUAGAAAGAAGAAUUUUAAAGGACAUGUAUCUGCAGGAUAUGCAUGUGGAGUUACAUUCUCAGCUGAUGGUUAAUUUUUAGCAUCUGGUGAUUCAGAAGGUAGAGUUUUCUUUUGGGAUUGGAAAACAGCCAAAAGUUAUAGAACUAUAUAAGUAAUAAUAUCAUUUUUAAUAAUUAGGCACAUGAUAAUGUUUGUAUAGGUGUUGAAUGGCAUCCUAUUGAACCUAGUAAAGUAGUUACUUGUGGAUGGGAUGGAGUACUUAAAUUAUGGGAUUGAUU
Paramecium pentaurelia is the source of this 4192-nucleotide messenger RNA. NCBI's taxonomy places the organism in Eukaryota, Ciliophora, Oligohymenophorea, Peniculida, Parameciidae. The record is from the annotation of a GenBank genome assembly.